Messenger RNA from Cooperia oncophora, 1608 nucleotides. The record is from the annotation of a GenBank genome assembly. NCBI's taxonomy places the organism in Eukaryota, Metazoa, Nematoda, Chromadorea, Rhabditida, Trichostrongylidae.
AUGCCAGACUGGUCAACAGUCACGGCCACAGGAACGAAUCCAUGCACAGACGAGAUUUUAUUUGGUCAUGUCCGGUAUCUGGAACAAACCGUAGCGGAGCGUCUUUUCGAGCAUGGGAAGCACAUUUUCGUGAAAUCUGAAAACGAUAAUGAAUGUGUAGCCAGAAUAGAGCUUUGUUGUAAAGGGCGACUGAUGAUCAAUUAUUUAACCACGGAUGAAAGAGAUAAAAGAGAAGACUGUGACGGUGAAAUAGCCAUCAUUGAUGUAGUAGCUAAUGCGAAGGAAGUGGAGCGCUCUAUAAAAAGGGUCCUCGCUGAAGAAAAGGAUAAACGACGAAAAUGGGAUUUUUUGGAUGUUGAGCCAAUUUCCAAAUAUAGAGAUGUUCUUGACUGCCGACUGAAUGACUUGAUCAAGGAGAAUCAGUACUUUGAAAUCCAAGAUGCUGCAGAACCUCGAUGCGUAUUCUGCUGUAGAGUGUUGGCAAACUACGGCGGGAUAGUUGUUUACGAAGCUCUCGAUUACGUCAUGACCAUCAACAUAACUGAUCCACGGUGUCACGCUAUGGGAUGGGCUUCUCGACAUCAGGACGACUCGGUCGCGUACUGCCCAGGAAAGUAUAGCGCGGAGGCGAUAAAGAAGUUCACCGAGAACGCUAUCCCCGAAAUAGUUUUCAAGAGGGUAGAAUUGAAAGAACACUUCUUCAAGAUUGGAUCACUCGUAGAAGUGCAGGAUGCUGAACAGCGGGCAGUAAUUUAUCCUGGUCAUGUCACUGAAAUCAUCAAUAGCCGCUUUGUUAGAAUAGUUUCUUCUUCUUUUGGCUCUGAGGACACUAGAGAGAUUGUCGCUUAUCGAGGAUCUCCUGGUGUUUUUCCACAAGGAUUUUGUGCCUCCAUCGGUUACCAGCUGUCUAUUCCGCGCAGUUCAGCCCUGUCAAAGGGGAGAGCACCUGAAGAAGGUUGGAGCUGGAAGACGUAUGCUGCUCACUGGGGAAUUCCUGGGGUAAUGGAGAAUGUUGAAAGCUUUUUUAUAUUUUAUGUUGCUUUGCAUUUCAAGAUAUCAACAAGUGAGGUGAAUUUCGAACCACUGGUCAGCAGAGAUAUGAAGAUCACCCCUAUGAGACACGUUGAGGUGUUUUGUUACCGUCAAGGAGUGAUGUAUGCUGCACUUAUUCAUCGUGCAGUGCGUAAUCUCGUUCUUAUAGAGCUGAGUUGUGAUACCACACCUAAUCCUCCAUUAAUGUUUCCAAUCGGAAGUGCGUCCAUCUUCCCAUGUGGUUUCGCCUCCAAGCAUGAUAUCCCUUUCGUUGCAGAAGCACCAUUUUUGUCACUUCCUUCUUUGAGAAGUGAAGGUGUCCGCUUUGACAUCCUCAAGAACGAAUAUUCAUCCAAACCGGGUAAUAUAUUCCAGGAGAGGAAAUCAACUGAUAAAACAUUUGUGCCUGAAUAUUGGUUGAAAAGUGAUGUUUGGUUGCCUCGUAUUUAUGUACAUCCUUCGUGUCGGUUAGGACCGUGGUUCGUCCGAUCGCAGGUCGCUGCACUCGCGCGAUACUACGAAGCUGGCCCCUUAUUGCAUGUUUUCAAAGUGCUCAUAGCGGUGAGUCACUUUUGA